Molecule: messenger RNA, 7786 nt
Organism: Orussus abietinus
Lineage: Eukaryota; Metazoa; Arthropoda; Insecta; Hymenoptera; Orussidae
Product: glycogen debranching enzyme
Exons: 26
Coding region: 322-5139 (1605 amino acids)
Biological process (GO): glycogen catabolic process; glycogen biosynthetic process
Molecular function (GO): amylo-alpha-1,6-glucosidase activity; 4-alpha-glucanotransferase activity
Source: RefSeq, a predicted model, not a curated record
CUUAUUGCCGCAGUGAUCUCAGAAUAUACUCUUGUAUUCAUCUUGACAACGGCUUUCAUGAAAUAUCUCACUUGUUUGAUGACAUUUCGCUACUGAUCGUUUCGCUCAUCCUAUUUCUAGCAACAGAAUGUAAAAACGUGACUUGCUCUUUCGUUAACAAUAAACAGAACUAAAACAAGUGCCAAAUGUAAUAAAGGUUACUUUGUUCGAGUGAGGUUUCUUGUGAUAUACCCAAGUUGAAGUGAAAUUAAUGACACUAUCUUGUGGAGUUGUUUUUUCGAACUCUUGAAAGUACUAGACUUUGUAUUGCCUAACGUUGCAAUGGAUUCAAUGAUUACAAUGAGGAAUUUCUUUCGCAAUGCAAUGAAAAUUGUCAUGAGGAAGCUUACACUUUUCUUUCGACGAAUUUAUGAAUGCCGCUGCUUGAGAUUUCUCUGGUCUUAUGCUCUGUUAGGUAAAAUGGCAGAACAUAGUACAAUUAUUGAACUGCCAAGUAAUGAAAAAAGUGAGGUGAGAGUCUUAACGUUAAAUAACGGACAACAUCAGGAUGGUGUACUGUACAAGUUAAAAAAAGGAUGGCUGGUACAAUUUAGACUAGGCCCUUCGUUACUUGGACGAUCUGUUCAUAUUUUUACAAACCAUCCACUGUCAUCUGAUCAACAGUUUGAAAGGCGUACUUAUUAUCAAUUACCAUGGAUUAACGACUGUGCAACUUUACGCUUGGCUCUUGCCGGUUCAUUUCAUUAUUACAUUACAGAUGCUAGUGCUGAAACUGGCCUAAAAGCUAUUGCUUCUGGCUAUCUCUUGGUAGAUCCUGAGUUAAAAAUUGGCCCUGAGGGAGAUGUGCUUCCUCUAGAUUGUAUCCAAUGUCAAUCGGUAUUAGCAAAACAUUUAGGUCCAUUUUCUACUUGGGAAAAGAAACUAUUAGUUACCCGUAACUCAGGAUACAAUAUGAUACACUUUACACCACUUCAGCAACUUGGGGAUUCAAACUCAUCGUACAGUCUCAAAGACCAAUUAAAAUUGAAUCCUAUUUUUAAUGAAGAAGGUGCAUCGACAACUUUCGAAGACGUCGAGAAUUUGUUGAAGAAAAUACGAAAAGAAUGGAACAUUUUAAGUAUUUGUGAUAUAGUUUUGAAUCAUACGGCAAAUGAAAGUCCUUUUCUGGUAUCUCAUCCUGAAUGCACCUAUAACUGUGUUAAUUCUCCACAUUUGCGACCUGCAUAUUUAUUGGAUGCUACUUUAUUCGAACUGACUAUACAAGUGGCAUCCGGAGAAUGGGAAUUUAAAGGCAUUCCUACUGUUGUUGAGACUGAGGAUCAUUUGAACGCUAUUCGUCAUGCGCUACAUACUCAUUUCUUGCCACUGAUAAAAAUACAUGAGUUAUAUAUUUUGGAUAUUAAUGAAACGGUAGCAGAAUUUUUGAAUUUAGUACGGAAUCAAGUACCACAAGAUGUUGACGCCACGGUGACAAAGGAAAAAAUUACGAUAAUACAAGAUCCUCAAUAUCGCCGACUAAAAGCUACUAUUGAUAUGUCUCUUGCCCUUCGUAUAUACAAUUCAUAUCGAGUGGACUGUUUUGAUGAAGAGACGCGUUUGAAACGCUGCGCCGAGGAUCUUCGAAAAAAUCUGCAAGAACUUAAUGACGUGAUUAUUAACGAAAUACAAAAUCACUUAAAUGCUGCGGUUGAAAAUACAAUUGCAGGAAUUCGUUACUUUAGAGUACAGUCUGAUGGCCCUCGACAAAAAGAGAUCAGCGAAAGAAAUCCUCUUGUUUCCAGAUAUUUCACGGAUUAUGGAGCGCCAAGAAACUUAGCUGAGAGGGAGACAACUUUAUAUUCAGAUACUGGUUGCUACCUCAUGGCUCAUAACGGCUGGGUUAUGAACGGUGACCCAUUAAAAAAUUUUGCUGAUCCAGAUUCUAACGUGUACAUCCGUAGAGAACUUAUUUCAUGGGGAGAUAGUGUUAAGUUGAGAUAUGGAAAUAAGCCGGAAGAUUGCCCUUUCCUAUGGGAACAUAUGACAACAUACGUGGAACAGACUGCUAAACUGUUUGACGGCAUUCGCCUGGACAAUUGUCACUCUACACCUAUCCCGAUUGCCGAGUACAUGUUAGACGUGGCACGUAAAGUACGACCCGAUUUAUACGUCGUUGCCGAACUCUUUACAAACUCCGAUCAAAAGGAUAAUAUUUUUGUCAAUCGGCUUGGUAUCACAUCGUUGAUUCGAGAGGCCAUGUCGGCGUGGGACAGUCACGAAGAGGGGCGUCUAGUUUAUCGCUAUGGAGGCGAGCCGGUCGGAGCAUUCCUGCAAUCUCAUCAACGUCCCUUAACGCCAAGCAUUGCCCAUGCACUUUUCUUAGACCUGACACACGACAAUCCAAGUCCUGUUGAAAAGCGCAGCGUAUUCGAUUUACUUCCAAGCGCCGCUUUGGUAUCCAUGGCCUGUUGUGCCAGUGGCAGUAAUCGCGGCUACGAUGAACUGGUUCCACAUCAUAUACACGUUGUAGAUGAAACGAGGCAAUAUACUUCGUGGAGCGAUAAUGAAGAAAUUACCAGCAAUGACGUAGGCUUUGUUACCUCUAAGACUGGUAUAAUAGCUGCUAAGCGUGCAUUAAACGAGUUACAUUAUAAUCUUGGUCAGCUAAGGUUCUCACAGGUCUUCGUCGAUCAAAUGGACUCUGACAUUGUGGCAGUAACAAGGCACUCGCCAUCGACUCACGAAAGUGUCAUUUUGGUAGCGUUUACAGCAUUCAAACAUCCUGACUCGAAUGCCAUUGACUUGAGAAGACAUGUACGACCUUUACGAGUAGAGGGAGUUGUCGAAGAAAUUAUCUUAGAAGCAUCUCUCUAUCACGAAGACGUAAAAAGUAGCGGUUCACGGUUUCAUUAUACAGAAAAGUUCGAUAAAGAUGAUAAAUUUAUAAAUGGUCUGUCCGAAUAUGAGCUCGAAAUAAAGGAGCACAUUCAAAUCUGUGAUUCGACCAUUUUGGAAAAGGUUGAUUCCGGGGAUCCGAAAAUUACGCAACUUAACUUUGUUAAUUUUCAACCCGGCUCAAUCGUGGCUAUUCGAGUCUCCGUUCAUGCUAAUAUAAAACCUGCUCUAGCAAAAUUGCACAGUACAAUAUCUGCGAUUACAUCUCCAAAAAGUUCAGAUUUACGCGUAAUUGUCUCUCGAAUGGAUCUCACCGAUUUAAAUAAAGCCUUGUAUCGAUGCGAGCAAGAAGAAAGAGAUGAAACUUCAAAUCGUAUUGGAGUGUACAACAUUCCUGGAUAUGGGCCUCUCGUGUAUGCGGGAUUACAAGGAAUUAUUUCCCUAUUUGCUGAUAUCCGUCCAAAUAAUGAUCUUGGUCACCCUGUGUGUGUGAAUCUCAGACAGGGUAACUGGCUAGUAGACUAUGUAUGGCAAAGACUGAAGGAAAACGAAGGUACAACUCCUCUAGGCGAAUGGAUAGAACAAAGUGUGGAGCCUUUUAAAAUAAUACCUCGAUAUCUAGUGCCAAGUUACUUUGAUGUCAUCGUGGUCAAUGUUUACAUGAUUUUACUGGAGCAAUGCUACAGUUUAAUGUCCAGCUUCGUGAAGGACGGCUCCGUAUUCGUUAAAUUAUUGUCUCUGGUCUCCGUUCAAGUGGGCGGUGUAGUCAAAUCUUCCCAGCUGCCGGACUUGUCGCCUAAUUUGGAUCCACCAAAGCCAAAAAUGAAAGAAUUUAACGGAAAUGGCGAACAAGAGUGUCUGACACUUUCAGCUGGAUUGCCGCACUUCACGACAGGGUAUAUGAGAAACUGGGGUAGAGACACAUUUAUUUCAUUGAGAGGACUACUCAUCUUGACUGGCAGACACGAAGAAGCGAGAUUUAUCAUUCUCGGAUAUGCUGGAACUUUGAGGCAUGGCCUGAUACCGAAUCUUCUUGACAAAGGAAAGAAUGCAAGAUACAACUGUCGCGAUGCCGUUUGGUGGUGGUUGUAUACCAUUCAAGGUUAUGUUCAAGAAGUUCCGGACGGUUUGAAAAUUCUGUCGGACAAAGUUUCUAGGCUCUUCCCUACAGAUGAUUCCCCAGCUCUUCCGGCAGGGGAAAAGGAUCAACCCCUUUAUGAUGUUAUACAAGAAGCUCUGACGGUACAUUUUCAAGGCUUGUGCUUCAGAGAAAGAAAUGCUGGGAAACAAAUCGACGAACACAUGACGGAUCGUGGUUUUAAUAAUCAAAUUGGUGUACAUCCCGAGACGGGUUUUGUUUUUGGUGGUAAUGAUGCCAAUUGUGGGACUUGGAUGGACAAAAUGGGAUCCUCCGAUAAGGCAGGAAAUAAAGGAAAACCGGCAACACCAAGAGAUGGUUCGGCAAUUGAAAUCGUCGGGCUCAGCAAGAGUGCUCUUAGCUUUCUGGCUGAACUUUACAAGCAAAAUCUGUUUCCUUAUGGAAGUGUUCAAAGAAAAAAUCGCGAUGGGACCGUGAUUACUUGGAGUUAUAAACAAUGGGCGGAUAAAAUUACUGAAAACUUUGAGAAGUACUUUUACGUCAACGUGGAGCCAACCGAAGGGGAACUUAAACCUGACUUAAUUCAUCGACGUGGUAUCAUCAAAGACAGUCAUGGAGCAACUCAAGCAUGGGCUGAUUAUCAACUACGUCCGAAUUUUCCAAUCGCAAUGGUUGCAGCUCCAGAAUUGUUUAAUCCCAAUCAUGCAUGGACUGCAUUAAAGAAAGCAGAGGAAAUAUUAUUAGGACCUCUCGGAAUGAAGACAUUAGAUCCUGCCGAUUGGGCGUAUAAUGGCUACUACGACAAUUCCAAUGAUUCAAGUGAUCCCAAAGUCGCACAUGGGUGGAAUUAUCAUCAGGGACCUGAGUGGGUUUGGCCAUUGGGAUACUUUCUCAGAGCACGUCUUCACUUUGCUCCGAUAGUCGGUGGCAAGGCCGAAUUGCGUCGAACGAUCGAAUCUACGGAGAUCAUUAUUUCUCGACAUUUAAUCGAAGCAUCGACAAGCCAUUGGCGAGGUCUACCCGAGCUCACCAACAAAGACGGUGAAUUCUGUCGUGAUAGCUGCCGUACCCAAGCUUGGAGUGCUUCAGCAAUUUUGGAGGUCCUUCAUGAGCUGAAUAUACUGAAACGGGAAUUACAGUUUGAAGAGCAAGAAAUAUCAAACUGAUACGACUUCGCGUGUGUUCACCACCGCUAUCUACACUUAGAAUAUAUGCGACUAGAGGAGAAACAUAGUACUAAAAGUAGAUCAAGUCGAGAGAAUUUAUGUAUCGACAUGGAGGCACCAGCUGUACAAUGCACGGAGACACACGCAUACAUUAUUCCGCACUUAGGUUUGAACAACAUUGAAUCACGCGAGGCUUUGGAUACAAACGCAAUUAAAGGCGGCAGUUUUGAGCCAAGGAUAUCGAACGAAAGUAUUAAAGGCCGAGCGAGUGCACAAUUAGUUACUCAGCAGAAAAUCCAUCCAAAUUUGCUUACCGAUCCAGAGUCAAUUGAGAUUUUACCCGAAUCGAUAGAAAUUUGUGCUCAGCCUACUUCUGAAAUUAUUCACAAAGCAGCACAGUUUAUUUAUGGCUGCGAUCUGGGCACAGAUUCGGAGAGACCGUUAAGAAAAUCUACAGUCGAGGGAGACGACGAACGUGAAACGAUCACAGUGACCAUCGAUGAGCAGACCGAUAAGGAUGCUGCUUAUACUAAUUCUCGUCUGUCGAAUCGACUGCAAAAUGGAAUUAGUAAACCACGCACAAUGGAUCAUAUCUACGAGGACAUCGAGAUGCUGAAGAAGUCUCGAGAUCCGUAUAAAUACGAUAUUUUAGAUUAUUACGAGAGAUAUAGUCCAAGGACUGCGAAGACACUAAUUCGUACUCUCUUCCUUCCGAGGCAUAGAAUUUGCAAGCAAUGCGCCACGUUGAAAGAUAGCCCAGUAUAUACCGAUCGUCUGGUCUAUUUGAAGAAGCUCCUUUUUGCAAAAGAAGUCACCCUGCUGCAACUUGAAGACUGCCUAUAUUUCAAGUUUAAUCUGUCUGCAGUUAGCGAUGAUCUUUUAGAAUUGGCAAGAAAUGCCGAUAGCGAAGAUUAUAUGCCGGUUUGUAGUUUAGCGAAGACGAAUUCGUCGGGAAUACUAUAUUCACAUGGUACACCGCAAGAUAUCUUCGACUUGAAAUCUACUCUAGAGCCAAACAUUGUCCUUAAGAAUAAUGUUUCUUGUGGGGUAGAAAAUACUCAAUUGUAUCAUCGCAUGGCGAGUAAUUAUUACUGUCGCAUUUCUGAAGCUGGAUGCGCACCUAUGAUCUUUCAAGCCCAGGAAAAUAUUAUUUCGUUAUCUAUGAUUAAGGGGGUGGGAUAUGAAACGGAUUUGCAGAAUUGGAUGAAUUAUCGUAACAACAUGAUUAAGCUCCGCGAUUCUAUUCAAGACGAAUUGCCUCUGUCAAUUGUAGACUCUCAUCCGAAUAGGGCAAGUCUUUUGUUACUGGAACCAUUGUUGUUGAUGCCUGAAUUAACUGACACUAGAGGAAAUCAUGUCAAAAAUCGUAUAAGUCGGUCGGAGCACGUAAAGAUAGUGAGAAUGAUGAUUGCCUAUACGUUAGCAUUUUUCUCUAUGGCUAUUCUAACGUUUUACAUUGUUUAUUUCACUUAGCCCUUUCGGUUCUGGUCUGAAUAAUAAUCAAACUUGAAAUUAACUCAAGCCAAAUAAAUUACUUUUAUGACUGUUAUACAUCGAUAUAAGACGGAUUACGUGUUUUGAGAAUUGUGAUUGUGAAAGCGUCAAAUGUGCGUAUAAUCGUUAUUUAUUGGAGUAGUUUUGUGGGAAUUCAAAAAUAAGUGCAAUGUUUCAAUUUUAUAUCCUUAUGGUGGCACUUUCAAUCAUGUGUUUAUUGUUUGCCACUUGCAACGGUUAUCGGGGGAUUCUUAGAACGCCACUAUUUUACUUAAUAAUGUAUGGUACAGGUAAAAUACCUAGUAAAUUUAUGUAUCUCAAAAUGGACAUGGAAAUACGGAUUUCUAAAAGACGUGUACAAAAUUAACUUGAAAGUGCGCAUUCAAAAUGAAUUGUUUAAGGACUUAUCAAGUACUAUAUUAUUGCUUUAAAUAUUAUUUUAAAUGCCACUUUGAAAAGUAACCACAUUUAUAGGAAACUGCACCCAUAAGUAGUACUCAUAUAUCAUACUAUACUUUUAAGAAAGUUCCUAUUAGGCAGGUAUUUUUGUCAUGAAAAUUAAACAGUAAUAAAGACUGAAAUGUAUCAAACUCACUUUGACACAACAUAACAGAAAGUUUACCGUUGGAAAUUAUCGCUUGCAUCAGACAUGAACUAAAGUAGUCCCAAUCAGAAGCAGAAUAAUAAAAUUACUUUAUGAUACAUACUUUUUAGUAUUUUUUUUCUAAUAAAUAUGUCAAUUGCGAUAAUUCUCUAUAUGGCUAUGUGAAAGUAGUGUAAGAAAAACAAAUACUUGUUAAAUUGUUGCGAUGCGAUUUAAAUUUAUUUUUAAUAACAAAUCAUUAACAGUUCACAUGGAUGGUCGGCAAUUGUUCAGCGAUGAAAUACAGUGAUAAUGUACUAUAAAUAUUUAAGCAAGGCUGUCUGGAUUAUGUAUUGAAAUCGUUACAUCGAACUUCCUAAAGGAGAUUAUAUUUCUACAUAUUUUUUGUACAUGGUAUUAGUUGAUAUCCACCAUCGACGUUACGGUUACGGAUUAAAAGUUACGAAUGGAAAAAUGAUGUUAUGAAUCGUGUAUCCCUAUUUAAUUUUACCGUUGUUAUUGUUGCGUAUGAUUUGUUAUUAUUUAUAAAUUAGAUUUAUCUUAAACAUA